Molecule: messenger RNA, 2790 nt
Organism: Ruditapes philippinarum (Manila clam)
Lineage: Eukaryota; Metazoa; Mollusca; Bivalvia; Venerida; Veneridae
Exons: 3
Coding region: 71-814 (247 amino acids)
Source: RefSeq, a predicted model, not a curated record
UGAUCAUUUUCUUUGUUACAGGUUGCUUCAACUAUCACAAGAAAAGGACUUAAAUGAACCAGAUACUGAAAUGAUCCCGUCAGGAAGUAUAGAUGAAGAGUCGACCACAUCAACUAACGAAGAAAUGUCUGACAUUAAUUGUGUUGAGUGUAUGCCAGUGACGGAGCCUAAAUCAAAAAUCGAUGAAGUAAGACCAAAAGUUGGCUUCACACCAAACUUGAUAUCACCAUCAACAGAAUCUGCACUUGGGGCGGAUUUUGCAACAUACGCACGAUGUGAACCUGCAAAUAAAUAUAAGCAAACAAAUGCGGACAGUAUUAAUAGUACAUUUCCGGAAUAUUAUCAAAAUCAAAAUCAGGAUUUCUUUAAUAUAAAAGGAUAUGUACGAAGUAUACAGACGACAAACGAGACAGAAAUUGGACAGAGAAGUUGUGUUCUUCAGCGCAACGGCACACCUUUUUACCAAUACACACAAAGGCAAGUUUUCAGCGUGCCGCCAAGAGUAAUUAAUGUUGUUGAAUGUCCUUUGGAAUUUGAAAGCAUCAAUUUAUCAAUUUAUAACGAUUUUGAAAGUAAUUCCAAUAACAUAAAUUCUACACCUAACUUCCCUAUAACCAGCAUUGAAAAUCCAGAACAAGCAGCUAACUACAAAAUAGAAAAUAAAGAAUCCAUAGUUGAAAUGAAUCAAACGAAGUGUAAUAAAACAACCAUUGAGGCGUUAAACUCAAAACUAAGGUGCACUAAAACGUGUCCUGAUGAUUCAUUGCCUGGGGGCCCUGGUAAUCUGCCGUGUUUCCCGAAGUUGUUUGAUUGAUCUUUAGUUACAAGAAGAACACUUAUUCUUAAAUAGCAGCUAUAACAUUUUCCUCGGAAACUCUAAAUACGAUCGACGAUGCCAAGAUUCUCGAUCUCGGGUUUCUGUAUUCCUGUGCACAAAGAUGUAAUAUCUGUUCACCUAAUAUCCUCUCAUAAACGAACCUGUCCUUAGGUUAUUCAAAUAAUAAAUAACAUCUAAGUAUUUACGUAUAAAGUAAAACACUUAUUGUAAUGUAUAUACUAAUGCACUAGUGUUAUUAUAACACACAACUAUUUACUCAAAACUUUACAACAUUACAUCAUUUAGCCUAUUUAAGGAAACUUAUCUAACGAGUGAAUCCAGUUUGAACUUCUUACUUUAAUUUCCAUUCAUUCUUCAUUAUGUAGUUCUGAAAUUUAAAGGUUUUAACACACUAUUUCUCACUAUUUUACUUAGUCUAUCAUUAUUUUUCACCGUGUAAAUGUGACUCUAAAAGCCCUUAAAAAUUGUGUUUUUGUUUCAAUUGAUGAAUAGUUAAAGACACCCAAUCAUCUAUAAGUGACAAUGUUUAUUUUAUAUGUUCCAAUUACAGGCGACAGUUAACUUGAACGGUUAUGUACAAUAGAAAUGUUAUAGCUAAAUAUUAAAAUGUCCUGUUCAAAAAAGUACUUGUUCAGUAAUACCAUUUACUGUAUAUUUUAAUACAUCUCUGCCUAAUAUUAUUGAAAUCUUAAAAAAUAUUUGGAUCUAUUGCUUUUGUUUGUUAAAGAAAGUAUUAAAUCUUAACAUAACAAGUUCAUGUCUUUUCUAGCCUAUAGACGUCCAUAAAUAUAGGGCAUUUUCUAAUUUGAUCCUAAACUUAAAUGUAAGUACAUGAACACAUUGUAACAAUAUAAUUGUAAGUUCACAAUUUAAUAGCAGAAUUACAGGUCGAUAUUUUGAUUUUUAUAAUGAUGUUAACUGCACUUCACAUUUUAUAACUGUAAAAGUUGUAAUAAGCAGUAUGUAGGUCAAUCAAAAUGUAUCAUUCAAAAUGAAUAAACUUAUGUUUGGUAUCAGGAAUUGUAACAUUAAUCCAUUGUCACAUGUUGCGAUCCAUUUUGGAUCACCUGAUAAUAAUUGUACAAUGUCAGAUUUUUCUUUUUGGCUUUGUAAAUUAUAGAUAGGCCGUUUAUGGAUGAGAAGAACUAAUAUAUAUUUAUUGAGUACUAAUUUCAAUUUUGUUUUGUGUAUUUGACAAUCCAACUUGAAUUAUAAAUGAAAUACGGCUUGUAAAUCCGACUUGGAACGAGCUGCAUUGAGAAAAAUUCUUUUUGGAUUUGUCGUCUAGGAAUGAAUAGUUUGCUUUGUUUAUUUAGGUACAAAACUUUCUUAUGUUUUUGCUAGAUAUAUUUUGUUUCGUGUUCUAUCUUUGUAUAUAUGUUAGCCAAGAAUUUAUACGCGUUGCUGCAAGUUUAAUUAGUUGUAUAAUCUAAAUACAAUAGUAUUCAUGUGAAAAAGAUUCAUUUUAAUCUUAAGGUAUAUCAGAACACCAUUACGUCUAAAUUUCAUUUUAUAUAUUAUUAAGAAAAUAUUUAUCACCUUAAAAGAAAUUGUGUUUAUGCUUUAGAUGUGUUAUUAUAUUCAUUACAUGUGCUUAAAAUACUACAAUCUUCUUUAUUGUAAUCCAUUAGGAAAUAAAAAAAAAAUAAAAGCUCUAUAUUGUCUAGAACUUUUUGUAGUGUUCUUUUCUUUUACAAAUAGUAUAUUUGAUAUGUUUAUCUUUAGCCUAAUAAACUUUUUCUCAGAUCGAAUUUUACACACUAUCAUUGCUAUAACAGUCAUAUCAAAAUUUAGCUGAAAUUGUGUAUGACUUUAUAUGCCUCUUUGGAAGAAAACAAAUUAGGUAUGCCCAAAUAAGAAUGUAUCGAAACACCUUCACUUGCACACAUAUAUCCUUUAAAAAGAUAACAGAUUUUAAUUAAUAUUUUAGUUGGUCCCUUCGAAAUAUUCAC